Balaenoptera musculus (blue whale) is the source of this 2019-nucleotide messenger RNA. RefSeq names its product G protein-coupled receptor 132 (gene GPR132). Gene Ontology annotation, molecular function: G protein-coupled receptor activity. Gene Ontology annotation, biological process: G1/S transition of mitotic cell cycle; negative regulation of G2/M transition of mitotic cell cycle; G protein-coupled receptor signaling pathway. The record is from RefSeq and is a predicted model, not a curated record. The transcript is spliced from 6 exons. NCBI's taxonomy places the organism in Eukaryota, Metazoa, Chordata, Mammalia, Artiodactyla, Balaenopteridae. Gene Ontology annotation, cellular component: membrane.
AUGGGAAACGCCACGCCGGUGACCAGCCCUCUGCCAGGGGCCCUGUCGACUGGCGUAUCUCCCCAGAACUGCACGGUGCCCUUCAACGACAGCAGGGUGUUCCUGGUGACUGUGUACAGCACCGUGUGCACGCUGGGCCUGCCAGCCAACUGCCUGACGGCCUGGUUGACGCUGCUGCAGGCGCGCCAGGGCCACGUGCUGGCCGUCUACCUCUUCUGCCUGGCGCUGUGCGAGCUGCUCUACAUCAGCACGCUGCCGCUCUGGGUCGUCUACAUCCAGAACGGGCACCGCUGGCCCCUGGGCCCGCGGGCCUGCAAGGUGACCGCCUACGUUUUUUUCUGCAACCUCUACGUCAGCAUCCUCUUCCUGUGCUGCAUCUCCUGCGACCGCUUCCUGGCAGUGGUGUACGCGCUGGAGACACGAGGCCGCCGCCACCGGAAGACCGCCAUCCUCGUCUCCGUGUCUGUCUUCGUUCUCGUGGGGCUCGUCCACUACCCGGUGUUUCAGAUGGAGGAGAAGGAAACCUGCUUCGAGACGCUGCCGAUGGACCGCGAGAUCGCCGGGUACUACUACACGCGCUUCGCCGUGGGCUUCGCGGUCCCUCUGUCCGUCAUCGCCUUCACCAACCAGCGCAUCUUCAGGAGCAUCAAGCUGAGCACCAGCUUGAGUGCCGCCCAGAAGGCCAAGGUGAAGCGCCUGGCCAUCGCGGUCGUGACCAUCUUCCUGUUCUGCUUCGCUCCCUACCACCUGGUGCUCCUGGGCAAAGCCAUAGCCUUUUCCUACUACAAAGGAGACACAGGCCCUGUGUGCGCCUUCGAAAUCAACCUGUACACGGUCUCCGUGGUGUUCCUGAGCCUGGCCACGGUGAACAGCGUGGCUGACCCCAUCAUAUAUGUGCUGGCCACGGAAGUUUCACGCCAAGAAGUGUCCAGAAUCCACAGGGGGUGGAAAAAGUGGUCCAUGAAGACAGACGUCGCCAAGCUCACGUAUUCGAAGGAUUCAGAGGAGGCACGAUCGCCCACAUAGCUCACAAACGGCUACGCCUUCCCCAAGCCUGUCCGCCCACCAGGGCCACCGCCGGGCGCGUGGGCCUCGCCAUGCACCCUGGAGGGCCCGACUGAGGAGCCCUGCCGAACCCAGCAUGGGAGUCCAGGGCCGAUCGCUCGGCUCCCCACGGAGCCUGCCCGCCAGUGUCCACAGCGCCGGCUGCGGAGCCCCCUCUGGAUGACACGCCACAGAUUUCUCGUUCUUGGAGCUUCUGCCCCUUGGGGGGUCCCAGCCCCCCAGGCUUUUCCACUGGGAGCGGAAGCCCCACAAGGGAGGAGGCAGGACGCCGAGGUUUUAGGAAAAGUUCCUGGCAUCCGAAAUCCCAGCCUGGGGCUCUCCCUCCAGCCCCCUCACCUGGCAAACCGCCCCCCAGGACCGUCCUUGCACCCUAGCCUCUCGGGCAGCGUCACUGGCCCUGGGGUUUCGGCAUCUUACGCCUCAAUUUCAGUCACGGAGGCCGCGUGGUGGGCCCCAGUGGCCGUCUGGACGCCCGGCGCUGGCCCUGCCGGGUCCGCAGUCAUCCUGGCCCAGCGGCUCUGUGGCGGGGCACUGCUUUCUGUCCGCUCUCCCCGGGGAGCUCAGAGCCUGCCUUGCCCGCACCAGGGAGCCCAGGCUGGGCAAGGCGCAGGGGAAUCGGAUGGGGGCUGGACACACCCCGGCUCCCAGCCCUGCCAGAUACACCCGCACAUCCGGUGCAGGGUCAGGCCCCCUCGGGGGCCCACCCUCACUCCGCCGGGCUCGCGAGUGGCCGCAGCCCACAGGUGUGCCCACCGGGCGGACCCCGUGGGGACAGGCCCAAGGAGAAGCCACGGCAGCGGCGGAGGAGCCCCACCCUCCGGAGGCCAGCGCAGGCGCACUGGGGCCGCGCGCGGAGACCUGGGAGCCGCCGGGGGCGGGGCGGCCGAGGGCGCGGGCCCAACGGCCAACGCGGCCGCGCGGGAACUCAGGCGCCAGGCCCCGCCCAUGGUUUGA